Molecule: messenger RNA, 579 nt
Organism: Uncinocarpus reesii 1704
Lineage: Eukaryota; Fungi; Ascomycota; Eurotiomycetes; Onygenales; Onygenaceae
Exons: 3
Coding region: 1-579 (192 amino acids)
Source: RefSeq, a predicted model, not a curated record
AUGCUCUCAUCGGCUCUUGUGGUUGCUGCCUCCCUCCUCACUGCAGCCGUUUCCGCGCAGCAGUCCUAUACUCCUCCUCCAGGCUUUGAUCCUUCUCUGGUCAAUCCGAGUGAAAAAUCCGCUUGGUGCCAGGGCCAAUUGGAUACCUGCCCCAAGAUCUGCGAGAGUUUUGCGAAAACAAACAGAUGCGACGCAUCUAGACUGACUUUCGAAUGCGUCUGCGGUAACGGAACUGCUCCCGACGUCGAAAGUUACAAGAACACUCUUCCAUACUUUAUUUGCCAGGCCAACUUUGGGCAAUGCAUCAACCGUCACCCCAACGAUCUUGACGGACAAAGAGAAUGCAAGGAGGCCCAAAAGUCCUGUGGCACGCUCGAUGCCGGCGGUUCCAGCUCAACCACUAGUACGACUCGCUCUAGCAUAACUUCUGCGCCAACUAGAACUAGAGUCGUCAGCUCCUCGGCCUCGAGUGCUGCUGCAACCACUACCAGCGCCGCUGCAGCUGUUCAUAUGGCACAGGACUAUUCGCUUAGGAUCCUUGCUGCCCUUUUCGCUGGAGCCUUUGGUUUCCUUGCUUAA